Lactuca virosa is the source of this 2592-nucleotide messenger RNA. The record is from the annotation of a GenBank genome assembly. Lineage: Eukaryota; Viridiplantae; Streptophyta; Magnoliopsida; Asterales; Asteraceae.
AUGAAGAAGCUCAUCAACAUGCAAUUAACCCACACAUAUCUCUUCUCCAUGCGAAUGGCAUUCCCAUCAAACCCAUCAUCUUCUUCUUCUUCUUCUUCUGACGCCUCCUCAUUAUACCCAGAUCCAUUUCAUGCAAAUGUUUCUAACUUCGUUUCUGUGAAGCUUUCCAGUGAACGAAACUACCAUCUAUGGGAGAAGCAGAUGGGGUGCCUCCUGAAGACUUACAAUCUGCAUGGGAUUGUAUGUGAACCAAUUACCCCAGACCUCAUUACCCGAUUUGACGGACUUGUCAAGGGUUGGAUUUUUCGUUCGAUUAGUGAAGAGCUACUUGACAAUGUUGUCGAACUUGAAUCAGCUAAAGCAGUUUGGGACCAACUAAAAUAUAUCUACUGUCCAACUAUAAUGACUCCUCAAAAACGUAUUCGCUUGUUAUUUGAAACUCAAUAUUGCAACAUUCUAACAAUCAAAAUAUGGACUUAUAAUUUUGAAGAGACAACGACUGGAGAUAGAGGCGUGGUUCCAACAGAAGCAGAAGGGUCGAGAAUAAAAACAGAAUUCAAGGGCAAAGUAGUAAAUUAUAAAAACAAGAUAAUGGAGGCUUUUGGGGGAAAAUCAACAGAAAGAAAAGGUGAGCUAUCAAAAACAGAACGCAACAGUAAGUUGUGUAAAGAUAUUGAGGAAUGGAGAUGGGAUGAUGUAGAAUCCAUGAUAAAAAAAGACAAGCACGUGAUCACAGAGCCAAUCAACAGCGAUGGCGACACUGUACUUCAUAUAAUGGUUGCGAUCGGUAUCAAUUAUUUUGUCAAUGAGAUGUUAUCAUUAAUCGAAGAUGCAAAAUCAUUACCUGAAAUGAAAAAUAAAAAUGGAAGCACAGCCCUUCACAUUGCUGCAAUGGUUGGCAAUACACGUGCAGCAAAGCUCUUGAUUAAAAAAAACAAAGAUUUGCUGGAAACACAAGACCUUAAACUUCAAACACCUUUGCAUAAAGCUUUUGAAAAUAUGCAUCUUUCUACCGUUGAAUACUUGUUGAAAGCAGCCAAUGAUGAUGGAAAAACUAAGAAAACGUCUACCCCUUUAGAUAUAAGGAAAGGCAUCAACCUUCUAGUUAAUGCUGUUUCUGCAAAGAAGUAUGAUUUAGCAAAGGAGUUGAUCAAAAACUAUCCUGAAUUUGCUGCAACAGACGAUGAUGUACUGAUGGCAAUAGCUAAGACCUUUCCAAGUGGGCUAGACUAUUGGGAAACACUUAUAUAUCCAAUUGCACCCAUUGGCAAUAUCGAGAAGAAAUACAAGGAACCCCAAGAAGCAGAAGAAGUUCUAAAAUUGGUAUGUAAUGAAAUAAACAAGAAGAAGUUGGAUUUCCCUGAUGCUCAUUCACGCUAUUACACCAAUCCAUUUCUCGAAGCCGCACGUCAAAACGCUUAUCAGGUUGUUAAUGAGAUUUUAAAGAGAUCCCCUGAAUCAAUUCGGUAUACAGAUAAAAGCGGGUAUGACAUCAUACAGUUAUCCAUAAUACACCGUUCAGAAAAGAUCUACGAGUUUAUCUAUGAACUUGGGAGGGCUAGGAAAUUCUAUAAAAUGGUGGAAGAUUCUUCUAAGAACAAUAUGUUACACUUGGUGAGAAGAUUAGCUCCUUGGCAUAAACUAAAGCUUCGCACUGGUGCAGCAUUACAACUACAAAGAGAGCUUCAAUGGCGUGAGAAAGUGAAGAUGAUGGUAUCUCCGGCAUACCAUACUAAAGAAAACAUUUUUAAUGAGACACCGGAUUUGGUAUUCACAAACGAACACAAAAACUUGAUGUCGGAAGCAGAAACGUGGAUGAAAACCGUAGCAGAAUCAUGCAGCAUCACUGCAGCGCUGAUUACCACAAUUGUAUUUGCGGCAGCAAUUACAGUACCAGGUGGAAACCAUCAAGAUAAUGGCUUCCCCAUGUUUGCAGGACAGAUUCCCUUCAUGAUCUUUGGUGUAUCGGUUGCAAUCUCACUAUUUGCAUCGAGUACAGCAUUACUAAUGUUCCAGUCCAUCCUCACUGGCCGAUUUUCUGAGCAAGAUUUUCUUGUAAGUUUGCCGAGACGAUUGAUUAUUGGUCUUUGCACCUUAAUGAUAUCAACAACUACCAUGAUGGUGGCCUUCAGCGCAACCUUGUUACUUGUAUUUUGUCAUGGAAAACGUUGGUUGCUUGCUCCGACAUGUGCAUUAGCUUUCCUCCCGAUUGCAUCUUUUAUCACUGUUCAAAUCCCCCUGAUGGUAGAUCUAUUUCGGUCAACAUAUGGGCAGAUCGAGUAUAUCUUUGAAAAGUAUAACCUCGAAAACGGCAUUACAUUUAAUUUGAAUGACAUCCGCCUGUUUUUUAGCUGAGUGAUAAUAAGUGCACAUCUUGGAAUCAUGUACUUUACUGCAGUUUCUCCAAAGAUAUGUUGGGUAAAACAAUCAUAAUUUGUUUCCUAUGUCAUUGUGAGAACAAGAACUACAUUCCUGUUUGAUAUAAAUAAGUAUUGUCAUAUAUUGAGUUUCCUAUGUUAUUCUGAGAACACGUCUCUUCACAUCUUGAAUUUGUUGUUGGGUCUAUUUUUUUUUUCUUUUUUCAUGUGCUAA